Messenger RNA from Ilex paraguariensis (yerba mate), 687 nucleotides. The record is from the annotation of a GenBank genome assembly. NCBI's taxonomy places the organism in Eukaryota, Viridiplantae, Streptophyta, Magnoliopsida, Aquifoliales, Aquifoliaceae.
AUGGUUCCUGAAAACGAUGUCAAGCAAAAGAAAAAAAAUAAGAAGAAGAAAGCAAAGGCUGAAGAGGGAAAAGUUCAGCCUGAGGAUGCGAUUACCAGGGACAUGGACCAGGCUCCGCCAGUUGAAAAGGAGUACAACCAGAAGCUAACUCAUACAAACGGUGAUAUUGAUGCAGAUUUUGUUGCUGACAAAAUUCACUCCAAGGAGAAAGAAAAAAAGAAGAAAAGGAAAAAGAACAAGAAGCAGGAGAGUUCAGCGGAUGCAAAUGCAGAGCAAACUGUUACUGAUAAGAAUGGGUCCUCAGCGGAGGUUGAGGAGAAGGCUGAAGUCAAGCCAUUUCAAGUGAGAUCCUUCCCAAAUGGCUUGGUCAUUGAGGAGUUGGAAAUGGGUAAACCAGAUGGGAAAAAAGCUUCUCCUGGGAAAAAGGUCAGUGUCCAUUACAUUGGCAAGCUGAAGAAGAAUGGAAAAAUAUUUGAUUCUAAUAUUGGCAGAGCACCUUUUAAAUUCCGCCUAGGCGUAGGACAAGUUAUAAAGGGAUGGGACGUUGGUGUUAAUGGUAUGCGAGUUGGGGACAAAAGAAGACUCACAAUCCCACCAGCCAUGGGUUAUGGGGCUCGGGGUGCUGGUGGCGACAUACCGCCCAACUCUUGGCUGAUUUUUGAUGUUGAAUUGGUUGAUGUAAGUUGA